Molecule: messenger RNA, 744 nt
Organism: Diutina rugosa
Lineage: Eukaryota; Fungi; Ascomycota; Pichiomycetes; Serinales; Debaryomycetaceae
Exons: 1
Coding region: 1-744 (247 amino acids)
Source: RefSeq, a predicted model, not a curated record
AUGAGAUUUAACAGUACCAGUGACAAAACCAAUGGUCAGGGAUGCUAUAACGAAAGUCAUUUGGAGCUGGUCCUGAAAUUACUUAAAGAUCAACAGGAAUUUAUGGAAAGACAACAAAAAAGCCAACAAGAAUUUAUGGAACGACAGCAGAAGUAUCAACAGGAAUUCGUGGAGAGGCAAUUGGCUGAGCAACAGAAGAUCAUGCAAAAGAUGAUAGAUGAUCGACAGGACUUAAUGGAGCAACGAUUAAAGAAGCUAGAGACCGAAACGGAGCAAAGAUUGAAAGAGUUGGAGACUGCAAUGGAGCAGAGAUUGAAAGAGGCAAAAACUACAAUGGAACUGAGUCGGAAUGAACAACAGAUUGACAUGGAGAACAAAUUGAGAGAGCUACAAAAUGCCAUAGAGGAGAUGAUGAAGGAUGAACAUGAUGGUAUGGUAAAGAGAUUGAAUGUUCAAAAGGAAGUCAUGCUAAAAGGUUUCAACAAUGAACAGGUCGCCUUGUCUAAGAGAACGCAACAACUCGAAGCUACUGUGAGCAUAAUUGAUGGGAAACAGUUAGGAAAUGCCAUCGAUAAAAAAGAUGUCGCAGAGGUCGUUCUCGGGUUAAUUAAGCAUGUUACAGAGCAUCAGAAGCAGCUCAAGACUAUGUCUAAAUCUUUGGAUGAGGCGAUCAGUGCCAAUAAAGUUAUGCGUAACAAAUUAAGGAGGGAGACUACUUCCUUGAGACAACUGCGAUCGACGUAG